Molecule: messenger RNA, 6762 nt
Organism: Bubalus bubalis (water buffalo)
Lineage: Eukaryota; Metazoa; Chordata; Mammalia; Artiodactyla; Bovidae
Gene: SLC9A8
Product: solute carrier family 9 member A8
Exons: 16
Coding region: 248-1945 (565 amino acids)
Biological process (GO): proton transmembrane transport; sodium ion transport; regulation of pH
Cellular component (GO): membrane; Golgi apparatus
Molecular function (GO): sodium:proton antiporter activity
Source: RefSeq, a predicted model, not a curated record
CGCAGGGCCAGAGGGGCCAAAAGAAGUGCGGCCACAGAUCCUGAAAGUUCCCCGGGGUCCUCCCACGCGCAUCCUCCCACCCUCCGGCCAUAGAGACGAAGGGACAGAAAUGCCGGCCUCGUGCAGCCGAGACUCCGCCCCCCUGCCGGUCGGCCCGCCCGCGCCUCCAGCGGAAGCCGGAAGCAAAAGCGGGCCCUGCUAGCCCCGCGCUCGGUGGUCUCGGAGGCUCCGCGGGAUUGCGGAGAAGAUGGCGGAAGAGGAGUUCCCCAACACGACUCAUGAAGGUUUCAAUGUCACCCUUCACACCACCCUGGUGGUCACUACGAAACUGGUGCUCCCGACCCCUGCCAAGCCCAUCCUCCCGGUGCAGACAGGGGAGCAAGCUCAGCAGGAAGAGCAGUCGAGCGGCAUGACCAUUUUCUUCAGCCUCCUCGUCCUAGCUAUCUGCAUCAUAUUGGUGCAUUUACUGAUCCGAUACAGAUUGCAUUUCUUGCCAGAGAGCGUUGCUGUGGUCUCAUUAGGUAUUCUCAUGGGAGCAGUUAUAAAAAUUAUAGAGUUUAAAAAACUGGCAAAUUGGAAGGAGGAAGAAAUGUUUCGUCCAAAUAUGUUUUUCCUCCUCUUGCUUCCACCUAUUAUAUUUGAGUCAGGAUAUUCGUUGCACAAGGGUAAUUUCUUUCAAAAUAUUGGUUCCAUCACCCUAUUUGCUGUUUUUGGUACAGCAAUUUCCGCUUUUGUAGUAGGUGGAGGAAUUUACUUUCUGGGUCAGGCUGAUGUAAUCUCUAAACUCAACAUGACAGACAGUUUUGCAUUUGGCUCCCUGAUUUCUGCUGUUGAUCCAGUGGCCACUAUUGCUAUUUUCAACGCCCUGCAUGUGGACCCAGUGCUCAACAUGCUGGUGUUCGGAGAGAGCAUUCUCAAUGACGCAGUCUCCAUUGUCCUGACCAACACAGCUGAAGGUUUAACAAGAAAAAAUAUGUCAGAUGUCAGUGGGUGGCAGACGUUUUUACAAGCCCUUGGCUACUUCCUCAAAAUGUUCUUUGGCUCCGCGGCACUCGGCACCCUCACUGGCUUAAUAUCUGCAUUGGUGCUAAAGCACAUUGACUUGAGGAAAACACCUUCCUUGGAGUUUGGCAUGAUGAUCAUCUUUGCCUACCUUCCAUAUGGGCUCGCAGAAGGGAUCUCGCUGUCAGGCAUCAUGGCCAUCCUGUUCUCCGGCAUUGUGAUGUCUCACUACACACACCACAACCUGUCCCCGGUCACCCAGAUCCUCAUGCAGCAAACCCUGCGGACCGUGGCCUUCUUAUGCGAAACAUGUGUGUUUGCAUUUCUUGGCCUGUCCAUUUUUAGUUUCCCUCACAAGUUUGAAAUUUCCUUUGUCAUCUGGUGCAUAGUACUUGUGCUGUUUGGCAGAGCCGUGAACAUUUUCCCCCUCUCCUACCUCCUGAAUUUCUUCCGUGAUCAUAAAAUCACCCCGAAGAUGAUGUUCAUCAUGUGGUUCAGCGGCCUGCGGGGUGCCAUCCCCUACGCCCUGAGCCUCCACCUGGACCUGGAGCCCAUGGAGAAGCGGCAGCUCAUCGGCACCACCACCAUCAUCAUCGUGCUCUUCACCAUCCUGCUGCUGGGUGGCAGCACCAUGCCGCUCAUCCGCCUCGUGGACAUCGAGGGCGCCAAGGCGCGCCGCCGGGGCCGCAAGGACGUCAACCUCAGCAAGACCGAGAAGAUGGCUACCUCUGCUCCCCCUGCAGGGCAACACCGUCGAGUCAGAGCACUUGUCGGAGCUCACAGAGGAGGAGUACGAGGCCCACUACAUCAGACGGCAGGACCUCAAAGGCUUCCUGUGGCUCGACGCCAAGUACCUGAACCCCUUCUUCACGCGGCGGCUGACCCAGGAGGACCUCCACCACGGGCGCAUCCAGAUGAAAACGCUGACCAACAAGUGGUAUGAAGAGGUGCGCCAGGGCCCUUCGGGCUCGGAGGACGAUGACGAGCAGGAGCUGCUGUGACCGAGCGACGCCCGGGAAGGACCCCCGCAAGGCCCCCAGGCGCGCGCACAGGCAGCUCUCCGCUCUUCAGGGCGGACAGGAGGAGGGUGACACCCGGGCCGGGGUCAUCCCAGCCCAGGACUGCGCACACUCGGGGCCGGCCGGCUGCCUGCUGCGCCCCCUCCCCGAUCCUCACUGGACCUGUCCGCGGCCCGCAGACUGGAGGGGCCCCUUGCAGGUAGAUUUUUCGUGGUGCUUCCGGAGCCAGGGAGCAGCCAUCUGUCCGACGAGGUGCCCGAGAGGACCCGCCGUGCGGGGUGUUUCGGGAGCGCGGUGAGCAGUCGCCGCAGUCCCUGGCCGCUGCCUUCAUCACGGAGCCCUUCCCUGCUGGGUGGGCGUCGGGACCCCCGGGGCCGCAGCCGGCCGCCGCUUCCCUGCUCCUCAUCACGGUGCCGCUGGCCUCCGCAGCAGCAGUUCUCAUCCAGGCGGCAGGCUCAGAACCCUCGGACCCUCGCCCGACCCUUAGUGAUGUUGCUCGCGCUCCGUGAGAAAGAGAAACCGAGUGACCUUUUUUGUUAUGCCUCCGACUGGCACCUCACAGGCUGUCCCCCCGGGCGGCAGGCGGCUCCCGCCUUCUCUGGGAAUGCUGUGAAUGUUUACACUGGAACCGCGCGGGCACAGGCCUUCGAGCCCUUGGAAGCUGCAGCCCUGGUUGGGGGGUGAGUGAGCCUCUCUGCAAGGUCAGAGCGCCCUCUGGAGGGCAAACGUGGAGGCGCGGGGUUUAUGCGGGCCAGCAGCUGCUAUCUUAAUUCAGUUUAAAUUCAUUCACUUUGACGGAGCAGUGAGAGCCUAGCAGUGGUCCUUUUUUGCCCAGGCCCCUUUCCCUGGGCUCCGCCCGCGGUUUACCCGCUGCGCCGUCAGCUCAUCAGCAUCUCUUCUUUCCCGCUCCCUGUUCUCUGCCAUCUUGGGUCCUGUUUGUCCUCCCUGGACCCCCUCCCGGGACUCCCGUGGCCUGGAGCCGGAUACAUCGGCUCCUCACCCGCCAUGCCGGAGCAGCUACGGCUACCGGGACUCACUCACAGGGCCUUUCCACACACGCAGCACGGUGGUCCGGCCCCUGGGCCAUGUCAAGGGGUGAGCUGCCCAUCAUGACCAGAUGACUGGAGUUACUGACUUCCCCGCAUCCACCCCCCUCACCGGCCCUUUAACACGUCUCUACCUGCGUGCUCUGUGCAUCCCCAGGCAACGGCAAUUUCUGUAUGUGGCUCAGGGUACUCGGCACCGCCUGGGGCGGUGUCCUUCCUCGCGCGCACAUCCCGGCGCUGCUGGGGGCCCGGUGGGCCGGCGUGGACCUUGGGUGGUGUCCUUCCUCGCGAGCACAUCCCGGCGCUGCUGGGGCCCGGUGGGCCGGCGUGGGCCUUGGGCUGGCAGCAGAGCUGUGUCCGUCUUUUCCGCCCCAGCAGGGUGGCUCAGGGUGCGAGGAGGGACGGGCCUCAGGACCUUCCAGGACUCGCGUGCCCUGUGCAAGGCUGGACCCCCGCCCUCACCCCUCCCCCUUCCCCAGAAGUGUAGGUGUGAAGCCAGGCAGGCAGGCAGGCAGCCCGUGGCUUCCUUUUUGGGCAUGAAAAGUAAAUCUGUACUUGAUUGCUAAAAGGUGAUCACUUCCUUUUGUCAGGUCCCACGUUAACCUCAUAAUUUGAGCCAAAUAGGAUUAUUUUACUUCACCCAAUCUCCCCACUGGAAGAUUAAUGCCAGGUUUGAUUCUGGUCUCCAUCAUUUCCGGUUUCUUUUUAGUGGAACACUAAAAGUUCAAGCGGAGGGGACCUUGGUUUGUACAUGGGGUGGGGGGAGGGCAGCAGGGCUCAGAGACCAGAUCGUCCUCUCAUUCUUCAGUUCAUCAGUAACGUGCUCCCCCUGCCCGCCUUGAAAUUCAGUCAGAUCUUGAGGUGUAAGUUACAUUGUAAAUUCAAUAGCCUGCCAGAAAAGAGUAUUUUUUGGUUGUGAGUUCAUAGACAAUGGAAACAGGUUCUUCUCAGUUCAUUGUGCGCUUGGUCACCAAGUCUCACCUGGCCUCCCACUUUUAGCUGAGACUUGAGAAGGACGUUAAGUAGAGAAGCACGUGAGGGGCUUGGCCGUGUGCAGGUGCUUGCCGGGGAACCUUUCCUGGUCUGGACGGCACCAGCCUGGACCUUCCGUGAGCCGCUGCUGCCCUCUGCUGGCCGAGUCGAGGUUCCGCAGUGUGGGAGAGCAGCCCGCGAGGAUGCGGGGAGCCAGUGUGCCUCAGCUGCUGCCGGUUCACCUUUGCGUAGGCCAGAGCUGGUGGAGAGGAUUUUCUGGUGGACUUCUUUCAGCUGUCAUUGCCUGAGAAUCAAAAACUGUGGUCUACCUUUACCGUUCCUGGGGCUUCCCUGGUGGCUCAGCUGGUAAUGAAUCCACCUGCAAUGGGGGAGACCUGGGUUGGAUCCCUGGGUUGGGAAGAUCCCUUGGAGAAAGGAACAGGCUACCCACUCCAGUAUUCUGGCCUGGAGAAUUCCAUGGACUGUAUGUAUAGUCCAUGGGGUCACAAAGAGUCAGACACAACUGAGCGACUUUGACUUUGUCUUUACCGUUCCUAAUAGUUCUGUUGUUUGGGGCAGUAAAUGCUUAGAAGAUUUUUUAAAGCCCAGCAUAACUAUAACUUCCCACGUACUUCCUUUUAGGUCCAGGACAUGGGACAGGAGAUCUAUAGCACACAGAGAAGGCAAUGACUAGAGAGAGGUGAAGGCUGCAGAGUCAGUGAGUGCCUCUGAGGAAGGUGGUCAGUCAGCCAGUGAACUCUGAAGACAUGCUGUCUUGGGGAGUUCUGCAGCAGUAAGCCCACACCCCAAGGCACCCCGAGCACCCCUGUGGUUGUAGGACCCCUGGGAACAACUGUACUUGGAGGUUUGGGGUGUGAGGCCUUACAGGGGAAGAAGCUAGCUUUUCCUGGGCCCCCAGAGGUCAAGUUUGGGCUGGGCUGGCGCAAGGCCAGGCAGAAGGUGGCUCAGUCCCGUCGUCUGGGGCUCAGACCCUUGGCCCAGGGGCCAGGCAAAGGGCCCGCCCCCUAGGCAAGCCACCUCUUCAGACUGGGGUGCUGGCGGGGCCCUGGCAGGCCCUGCGCGCCACCCCUCCCCCAACGUCGGCCUCAUUUGCCUGCAGACUCCUUUGUGUGCAGCGGCAUGUGGAAAAAUCAUUGAGUGGGGCGCCUUCUCCUUGAAGCCUGCAUCAGAGGUGGCCUCGUGGGGUCUCAGGUCCACAUGCCCCCAGGGGCCCACACAUUUGGCAGAGCCCGAAGCGGGUAGGCCACAGUCAGGAUCGUUCUUCUGUUUUGGUGAGAAGAGCCAGGGUGGGGUGGGCUGGGGGUGGUCCAAGGCACAGGCCUGGCUGAGGGUGGGUCUGGCCUUGGAGCUGGUCCCCGAGUCUGGUGUGAGGACUCUCAGCAGUGACUGGCCGUCAGUAGCCUUUAAAUGCCAAAAAGAGGAAAAGAUCCUUCACGGCUUCCCUAUUCACUGGCUCCAGGACGCAGGCACGUGUGUCCCCUGCUGGGUGGUGGGUAGGAAACCAAAUCUGAAAGGUUCCCAAUGGAGCAGCCAGGAUCAUUAAGAACCUUUGUACCGGGAGCCCGGUCUCCAAAGCCCCAGACAAUAUGUGUUAAAUGAAAACACCACAGUCAGAGUGAAGGAUGAGAAGGAGCAAGCAGCUCCCUUCCUCUCAGUCUCCCGCCGUUUCUCUCACAAAUGGAGCCAGACCUGCAGGGACUCCACCAUCUUGCCCUGUGUGACAGACGAAGGCAGACUUUCUAAUGGCCCCUGGCCCACCCCACGUCACCGAUGCUCACCCCAGAGGACAUGGUCCCUAAUCCCGGCGGGAAACAGAAUGCGUGGUGCUUCCUACCCGGGAGCAGGGCCUCUCCCAGCUGCUCUGCAGGAGCAUCCCGGCUUCCAGGCGAGAAGGUUGAGUGGUUGGAGCACAGCCGCGGGCCCCUGAGGCUGUGGGGCUGACGAGGAGCGUGCAGCUUGGUGGUUGGAAGGGAAAGGUCGCCUGCCGGCGCUGGGGACCCGUCCAAGGAGCCGGCCAGCCACGCGCAAGAGCCGCUUCUCCAGGCCCAGCCCUGCUCUGCGGAGCUGAGAAGGCGCCUUACUCGCUGGGCCUCCUCGAGGUGUGUGGCUGUGUGUGUGCUCGGUCAUGUCCGACUCUUUGCCACCCCAUGGACUGUAUGUAGCCUCCAGGGUUCCUCUGUCCAUAGAAUUUCCCAGGCAAGAAGACUGGAGUGGGUGCAAUUUCCUCCUCCAGGGGAUCUUCCCCACGCAGGGAUGGAACCUGCGUCGCAUGAGUCUCCAUGCCAGGCAGAUUCUUUGCCACUGCACCACCUGGGAAUGUAGAACGUUUUCUCCAGUACAGCUCCUGCAAAACUUGGUGUGUUCAAGGUUAAUCAGAAUCUUGUAUUCUUUUGACUGGUUUUCUUUGUAAAAAUGAAGGAUUUUUAAAGCACUCUGUUUUGCUAGGACCGUGGGGAGGCCAGCCUUGUUCCUCUGUCCUCCCCCAGGCACUCCCGGUCCUGGUCUCUGAAGAAUGAUUUGCUGCUCUUCUCGGUGGGGCUGCGGGUUGGGGGAGGUGGGUCAGAGGUGGAGGGGCCUGCGGCUGCUGUGCUGGAGCCAUUGCCUCAUCUCACUGGGCUCUUUAAGAGUUCAGAAGUGGAUGGAAAACAGUAAUGUCACUGGAUGCUUUUUUAGAAAUAAAGACGAAAGCUGCUGAAUCUGAA